Molecule: messenger RNA, 7540 nt
Organism: Labrus mixtus (cuckoo wrasse)
Lineage: Eukaryota; Metazoa; Chordata; Actinopteri; Labriformes; Labridae
Product: poly [ADP-ribose] polymerase tankyrase-1-like
Exons: 29
Coding region: 13-3879 (1288 amino acids)
Biological process (GO): RNA processing
Molecular function (GO): NAD+ poly-ADP-ribosyltransferase activity; RNA nuclease activity; RNA binding
Source: RefSeq, a predicted model, not a curated record
UGUGUUGUGAAAAUGGCGACGCCUCGUCGCUCCUCUCAGCAACAGCAGCCAAACUCCCUGCUGGUCUCCCCACCCCGCAGCUCUCCUUUCCCCUUUAACCCGCCUGGCUCUCCGCCGGCACCCACUGACGAUGCCACCCCGCUUUCCCCGCUAGAGAACACGGCUGACGGGGAGGUAUCCCCUGCCUCUCCCACCAGCACCUCCCCAGCUCUGGCCCUCGCCGCCAGCAGCAGUAGCAGCAGCAGCAGCAGCAGCAGUAGUAGUACUAGCAGCAGCGCUAGCUCCCCGACCACCACCGAGGGUAGCGGGACCAGCCCUGGCUCAACGCCCGACUCGGGCAGCGGUAACCCGGACAGCAGCAGUAGCAGUGGCAGCGGCGGCGGCGGCGGUGGUGGUGGUGGUGCAAACGGGGCUUUUAGGGAGCUGUUCGAAGCCUGUCGAAAUGGAGAUGUGUCGAGGGUGAAGAAAGUAGUGGAUGUAGUAAACGUGAAUGCUAAAGACAUGGCAGGACGCAAAUCAACACCUCUGCAUUUCGCUGCAGGUUUUGGGCGUAAAGAUGUGGUUGACCACCUGCUCCAGAUGGGUGCUAAUGUGCACGCACGGGAUGAUGGCGGUCUAAUCGCGCUUCAUAACGCCUGCUCAUUUGGUCACUCCGAGGUGGUGUCCUCGUUACUGUGUCAGGGAGCUGACCCCAAUGCCAGAGACAACUGGAACUACACCCCGCUCCACGAAGCCGCCAUUAAGGGCAAGAUAGACGUCUGUAUCGUGUUGCUGCAGCAUGGAGCCGACCCCAGCAUCCGCAAUACCGACGGCAAGUCUGCCCUGGACCUCGCUGAACCCUCCGCUAAGGCCGUGCUCACAGGUGAAUACAAGAAGGAUGAGCUGCUGGAGGCGGCGAGGAGUGGGAACGAGGAGAAGCUAAUGGCCCUGCUUACCCCGCUCAACGUCAACUGCCAUGCAAGCGACGGCCGCAAAUCCACUCCACUCCACCUGGCAGCGGGAUACAACAGGGUGAGGAUAGUUCAGCUGUUACUACAGCAUGGAGCAGAUGUUCAUGCCAAGGACAAAGGUGGUUUGGUGCCUUUACACAAUGCCUGCUCCUAUGGACACUAUGAAGUUACUGAGCUUCUACUAAAGCACGGAGCGUGUGUUAAUGCCAUGGAUCUUUGGCAGUUCACCCCUCUCCAUGAAGCGGCAUCUAAAAACAGAGUGGAGGUCUGUUCUCUGCUGCUGAGCCACGGUGCCGACCCCACCCUGCUCAACUGCCACAGCAAGAGCUCUGUGGACAUGGCGCCCACUCCGGAGCUGAAGGAGAGACUUACAUAUGAGUUUAAGGGCCACUCACUGCUCCAAGCUGCUCGCGAGGCCGACAUGGCCAAGGCUAAGAAGACCCUCGCUCUGGAGAUCAUUAACUUCAAACACCCUCACACACACGAGACUGCACUGCAUUGUGCAGUUGCAUCACCACACCCAAAGAGGAAACAGGUGACGGAGCUGCUGUUAAGAAAAGGAGCCAAUGUCAAUGAGAAGAAUAAAGAUUUCAUGACACCUCUCCAUGUGGCGGCAGAACGCGCUCACAAUGACAUCAUGGAGGUGCUACAAAAACAUGGUGCAAAGGUCAACGCCCUCGACACGCUGGGUCAGACGGCGUUGCAUCGCGCGGCGCUGGCAGGCCACCUUCAGACCUGCAGACUGUUGCUGGGAUACGGGGCAGAUGCCUCACUGGUGUCGCUGCAGGGCUUCACUGCUGCUCAAAUGGGAAACGAAGCCGUUCAGCAAAUACUCAACGAGAACGUCCCAGUGAGGAACUCAGAUGUGGACUACAGACUUCUGGAAGCUGCGAAAGCUGGAGACCUGGACACUGUCAAGUCGCUGUGUACUGCUCAGAAUGUGAAUUGUAGAGAUCUGGAAGGACGACACUCCACUCCUCUUCACUUUGCUGCUGGCUACAAUCGAGUGUCCGUGGUGGAGUACCUGCUGCACCACGGGGCAGAUGUGCACGCCAAGGACAAAGGUGGUCUGGUCCCUCUCCACAAUGCCUGUUCGUACGGUCACUACGAGGUGGCAGAGCUGCUGGUCAGACACGGAGCCUCAGUCAACGUGGCAGACUUGUGGAAGUUCACGCCGCUCCAUGAAGCUGCUGCUAAGGGCAAAUAUGAGAUCUGCAAACUGCUGCUCAAGCAUGGAGCAGACCCCACCAAGAAGAACCGAGACGGGAACACGCCUCUAGACCUCGUGAAGGAUGGGGACACUGACAUUCAGGACCUUCUGAGAGGAGACGCAGCACUUCUUGACGCUGCAAAGAAAGGCUGCCUGGCAAGGGUGCAGAAGUUAUGUAGCCCUGACAACAUUAACUGCCGGGAUACACAGGGACGCAACUCAACACCUCUGCACCUUGCAGCCGGCUAUAACAACCUGGAGGUAGCAGAGUAUCUGUUGGAACAUGGAGCCGAUGUGAACGCACAGGACAAAGGAGGGCUGAUACCUUUACACAACGCUGCUUCAUACGGGCACGUGGACAUAGCCGCCCUGUUGAUCAAGUACAACACGUGCGUUAAUGCCACAGACAAGUGGGCGUUUACACCCCUGCACGAAGCAGCACAGAAGGGGCGGACACAGCUCUGUGCUCUGCUAUUGGCCCAUGGCGCCGAUCCUACAAUGAAAAACCAGGAGGGGCAGACGCCGCUUGACUUGGCAACGGCUGAUGACAUUAGAGCAUUAUUGAUUGACGCUAUGCCUCCAGAUGCCCUGCCGAGCUGUUUGAAACCCCAGGCCACUGUGGUCAGCGCAAGUGUGGUGAGCGCAGGUGCGUCAGGGGGCGUGGUCAUCUCUCCCUCUCCGUCUCCGUCGUGCCUGUCUGCAGCCAGCAGCAUAGACAACCUGACCACCACCAUCGGUGACAUCACUGUGGGCGGGGCCACUGGACCAGCAGAUGGAGCAUCUGGGUCUGAGAGGAAAGAGGGAGAAACUCUGCUCGACAUGACCAUCAACCAGUUCCUGAAGAGUUUGGGGCUGGAACACCUCAGAGACAUCUUCCAGCGGGAACAGAUUUCGCUGGAUGUGCUGGCAGACAUGGGUCAUGAAGAGCUCAAAGAGAUCGGCAUCAACGCUUAUGGUCACAGACAUAAACUCAUCAAGGGCAUCGAGAGGUUGCUGGGAGGCCAACAAGGUCCAAACCCCUACCUGACGUUCCACUGCUCCAGUCAGGGCACUGUGCUGAUUGACCUGGCAACCGAUGACAAGGAGUUCCAGUCUGUGGAGGAGGAACUGCAGAGCACUAUCAGAGAACACCGUGAUGGAGGCAACGCAGGAGGAGUCUUCAGCCGCUACAAUAUCAUUAAGAUUCAGAAGGUGGUGAAUAAGAAGCUACGAGAGAGAUAUGCGCACAGACAAAAGGAAAUUGCAGAUGAGAAUCAUAACCAUCACAACGAGCGAAUGCUCUUCCAUGGUUCUCCCUUCAUCAAUGCCAUCAUCCAUAAGGGCUUCGACGAGCGACACGCUUACAUCGGUGGCAUGUUUGGCGCUGGCAUCUACUUUGCUGAGAACUCCUCCAAAAGCAACCAGUACGUGUACGGGAUUGGUGGAGGGACGGGAUGUCCCACCCACAAAGACCGCUCCUGCUACGUGUGCCACAGGCAGAUGCUGUUCUGCAGAGUGACGCUGGGGAAGUCAUUUCUUCAAUUCAGUGCAAUGAAAAUGGCCCAUGCCCCCCCAGGACACCACUCUGUCAUAGGACGACCCAGUGUCAAUGGACUAGCCUACGCUGAGUACGUCAUCUACAGAGGGGAGCAGGCGUACCCAGAAUACUUGAUCACCUACCAGAUAGUGAAGCCGGAGAGUCUGGCCACGCCUGCUGCCAGCCCAGAGCAGAAGUCCUAGAAAUCACAGCCGGAUGUAAAGAAGGCCAGACUGCAAAGAACUAGAGCCUGUCUCUAGGAGGACUAGAACUACACUAGUUGGCAUUUCAAAGCUCAGACCCUAAACUUGAAGAGUCCGGAGCUGGACCUGAGCUGGGCAGGAUCGAAGAGUCGACCCCUCAGACAGACGACCCUCAGAAAUGAGACGUGGAAUGUGUUAAAACAGAAGAAGCAACGGAGAAGAGGAGACAGUGGCUUUUAGUGUCAGUCUAUGACACAGAUACAGUGCAGAGCAGACAACAGGUAAAAGUUGUCCGAUUGUUUUGAAAUAAUUGAACCCAGCUGAAAACGAUAUUUGAAUCAACAUUUCUUGAGUUUAACCUGUCAGCACUUUUUCAAUGUGCAGGCCUCUGAUUGGAGAGAUUACAAACAGCAGAUAGAACAGGACAUAGUCCAAGGCAAAAACAAACAUCUCUGAUUUUGUACCUUUCCACUGCUACUCUAUAUUCCUCCACUGUAGUCUAUCCCCUGUUUUAAUGUGAUGUUUAGAUAUCGUGUCCUAUUUCCGCUUUGUGCAUUAACAACCGCGACAAAACAACAACCCAAGGCCACUCUCAGAAAGAAGCAGUUCUGGUGCGGAGAGAACAAAAAUCCAGCACAUUUUAUGUUACAGCUUUCACCACUGAGGCUCAAUGUCAACAAGACACUUCUCCCUGUGUUCCCUCACAUCUUUUCUGCUGUAAACAAAGACGAAAUUCUGAAACGAGUGUGACGGAAGGAAAAGUCAAACCCGAUUAUAGCGCACGAAUACCCAGGAGAAAAAAUACAGGGGACCACAAUCCAGCAGUUCAUUUCCAUCCUCCAGCAAGUGAGCCCAGCAGAACUUCAAAUCCACACAGUAGAAUAAAACAUGUACAUCACAGAUUUAUUCAGAAGAGGGUUUCAGUCCACAGUUGGGGCACAGCUAAGUUUGCAACAAGCAAAGCAGCAACUCCAUAUCGAAGUUUAGAUAUUGUGUCCUAUUUUCAAAUUGUGCAACGUCAACCGCAACAAACGAACAUCCCAAGGCCACUUUUAGGAGUAACACUCGUCACGCUGAGAGAGCAGAAAUCCAGCACAUCUUAUGUUACAGCUUGUCAUGUUUUCACCAGCAACUACUAACCUGUAUGUGCCUGAAUGAAUCUGACAGCAUGACAUCAACCCUACUACUCUUUCAGCCUUUGUUUUAUAUCUUGAGAGUCAUUUUCAAAUUGUUAAUGCAGAAGAUUUGGAAGGCUUUUAAUUGGCUCUGAAAUGAUGUUUGCUGUAGAGUUCAGCUCAGUGAGCAUGAAAGAAAAAAAUCUUAAUUUAGUAUUUACUUGAACCAGGAGGACCACAAGACUUUGACACUGUUCUUUUUACACUCGUAGCACACAAGCUUUUCUGAUCAAUUUGUUCAGCAGAUCCCUCUAAAGCUUCAUAUGGCAACUCAAACUACAUAACAGAACAAUAGGAAUGUGAUGUCCUUGAACUACACACACAAAGCUCUGUGUGUACUUACAGACUCAUUUAUGACAAAAGGACCCAAACAGAUGGAUACACAAAAUGCAUUGAAAUGAGUUCUCUCUGGAUAAGGUGCUCACCUGCCAGUUUUUCCUUUCUGGGUAUGAGAAGUGAGAAGUUAGCACAGGAAUAAUUAAAGGACAAAUAUUGACUUUGGGCAUUAUUCUCUGUAGUCGUGUCGCAGUCUUUACCUUUACAUCUGGAACAUCUUUCUAUUUAGUUUUUUAAAGUCAUUCAAAGGGUCUCACAUUUCUCCCUUUUCUGUUGUUCUAUUUCCUCUUUAUCAAGAACUGUUGCUGCCACCUAGUGGUGAAAGAAAAUCAUUCCACUGUAUUUUGCUGUGGAGUACAGCUGUACUGAUUCUGCAAUGUACUAUGUAUGUGUAUUUCUUUGAGGCAUUCUCCAUUUUGUUUUUUAUUCUUUGCAAAUUUUUGUUCCCGUUGUUUUGGGUCAUGUUUUUUUAUAUUUCUGGGUUUUCACAACUCCAACAUAACAAAUGUCCAAAGUGAAUUUUAGCAGGCCAUGCAGCAGACUGGUCACAGACUUCAUGAGGACAUUUUUAGAAACCAGAAUUCUGCAAUUCUUGACCUUUGACCGUGACAAACUAACAUGUCAUACAAACCUCAGAACAAGAUUACCGUUCUACUCACACUACUUACUGUUAGCUAAAACUGUUUUUAGUUUUUAUUCUGACCACGUUUGUCUUUUGUUUAUUUAUUUACAGUUAUUAUUUUUAUUUAAGCUGUACAACACAGGACCACACGUGGGUCCAGCAGUGCUGGAGGUUAAUGGACUCCUUGAACAUUUUGGAAUGAAACUUUUUGGUCUUCUUUGGAAACUCUUGUGUGAUAACUAAAAAUCAGACAGAAGAGAGAGAGGGUUGGUCUGUAUCCAUUACAUUUUAAUGUGAUGGGUUCAUCUUUUGUUCUUGUCCAGGCUUUGUUCACACUGGAGUGUUUGUUAGUCAAACUCAGAUUUCAGCUGAAGUUCAUCCCAACAGCAAUGAAUGAUACGAUAUUUCAGUAGCAGCACAUUUCAGCACAUUAUAAAAUAAUGAUUUGCAGGGAAAUGAGAUGGAGUAGAAUGACUGAUCCGUUAUAGAAAUAAGUACAUGGAACAACAGUUGAUGACUAAAGCCAAACUUAAACAAAGUGUUAUGUUACAUUUGAAUUGGGAAUAUGUUAAACAGUUUCAUCACUGAUAAACUGUUAACAUAAUAUUGACCCAUGUAUUACUUGUUUAAAAAAAAUUAUAAUUAAAUUGGCUAAAUAAAUUGUUUGUUUUUUAAUCUCUAAAAGUUUUUUUUUAAAUCCGACAUUUCACCAAACUCCUAAUUACAAACCACUCAUCACAUUUAGAGAGGUGAGGGGUGAGGGGUGCCGGUAGCGAUGGUUUAAAUCUGGAACCUGGAAUGACAUGCACCUUUCCCGCAAUGUCAUUCCCUGAUUUCCAACUCUGUCCACUAUCCUAGCUCUACAAUAACACUCCCCGAAGGCCCCCAAGUAAUGUAAAGAGUUGAUCGCUAAGUCGUGUUUUUCACACCUUCAGAGUCAGUUGUGGAACAAAGGUUUCAGAUGAGAUGGUGGUGUCACUGUUGUCUCUCUGCAUACAGAGCAGGUGGAGUUUAUGGUGUCGACCUCAAAUAAGGUCACAACACUAAGAUUUAAUACCAGAGAGCUGUGGGUGCUGUUUUAAAUAGGACUGUACAUAAACUAACUCCAGAUGGGCCUUUUAACAGGUUUUUAAUGGGUCAUUUUAAGUUCUUUUCCUUUUUCUUUUUUUUUUCCCUUUGAAAAACUUUUCAAAGGCUUUUUUUAUGUGAUAACUAUCUGAACUGUGUUGGAGCUGGUUUGUCUCUGUUUAUUUGUGACAAGGGGCCAGUCAGCCAUCGUGUUGUAAAUAGUUUUGAGAGGUGUGUGUGUGUGCGCGCGUGCGUGCUUGUGUGGUCAAUCAUUCGAUCCAUGAUUCACCUUCUGAUCUGCCUUCUACAAAAGCCACACGUUUGAUGAUCACAUUUCCUCUCAGUAAAGUUCGAACUCCUGUUGUACAGUCGGUUGUACAGAGCUGCCAAUCAGCUAAUAUGUGGAACAAAUGCUCUUUCUUGUACAGAAGAAAAUACUUAAUAAAAGAAAUUAACAGAG